CUGUCGAACGAGGUGCUGCUGUCGAUCGUGCGCUCGGAGCUCGCGGAUGAGGAGGUGAACCGGCUGGUGUGGAACGCGCUGGGCUAUCGCUCGCGCGUGGAGCUGGACGCGGAGACGCUCACGGCGAACGAGGUGUGGACGCCGGAUGAGGUGUUUCCGAAUUGGGCGAAAAGUUAUCCCGAACCACCGGACGUGAUCGGGGUGACGAGGAAGUACGAUCCGAAGAUUGACGCGCCGGUGAAGGUGGCGUGCGCGGCGUUGACGCGGUCGGUGCCGGAGGAACACAAGCAAGGGAUUAAGACGACGCUCACGCCGUUGGGAUGGAAAGGGUUUAAGAUGGAAGGGUUGACGCCGAACAUGACGCGUCGAGCGCAGGUGGCGAAUUGGUUGUUGUUUUACAGGCGC
Messenger RNA from Ostreococcus lucimarinus CCE9901, 405 nucleotides. RefSeq lists its product with no specific name. The transcript has a single exon. The record is from RefSeq and is a predicted model, not a curated record. The annotation marks the transcript as partial. NCBI's taxonomy places the organism in Eukaryota, Viridiplantae, Chlorophyta, Mamiellophyceae, Mamiellales, Bathycoccaceae.